Messenger RNA from Rhodofomes roseus, 1737 nucleotides. RefSeq lists its product as uncharacterized. The record is from RefSeq and is a predicted model, not a curated record. NCBI's taxonomy places the organism in Eukaryota, Fungi, Basidiomycota, Agaricomycetes, Polyporales, Fomitopsidaceae. The transcript has 4 exons. Bases 1 to 1737 code for a protein of 578 amino acids.
AUGCCCGCCAUACGCGAGCACGACUACGACAGGGACUCCGUGUCCAUUGCCAUUGCCGCCGCGGACAUGUCCAUCCGCGAUCGCUCUCCCAUGUUCGCCUUCGACGAUCCUGCCCACUUCGACUCCGACAACAUGAUCUUCGACUUCGACGACGUGCGCGCGUACGAACCAAAGUCGCCCUUCGUCUGGGACCCGGCCAACGACUUCACCAUGUCGUCCUCCGUGCCGUUCCCUGGCUCCCCCGACUCUACAUCCAGUCAAUUAGACCCCCUGGCGCCCUAUUUGCCUCCGGCUGAUCGACGAUUUGGUCCCGAGGCGCUCGGUGGUCAGACGGACGCGACCUCCUCAACGCCUGACUUCAAUGAGAGCGCGCUCUACGCGAACUGGCUCGCCGACCCCGACCCACACGCGUACCACUCGUCGGCGGUUCCGAUCCCGAUCCCGAUCCCGAGUCACCACGCGCUCUCGUCGCCCCCUGUGCACUCACCAUAUGCCGCGUACAGCGACAGUUCCUCCGUCUUCCCAGACGUGUCGGUGUUCUCACCGCAGACCGCCUACGCCGCUCUACAGCCACUGCCGCGGUCAUACACGCCCGAAGACACCAUCAUGACGGACGCCCUCCGGAGCGACGCGCACGCCCCGAUGACCCCGCCAGAGGCAUUCAAGCCCGCGUGGGCGAUGCAGCUGUGGGACUCGCCCGGCGCGCAGUCCGCUGCGCUCUCUCCACUCGCGGCUGUGCCCUUCCCACCUUUUCCCGACGACGCUUACGCGACACAGCGGCAACGGGUCAGUUCGCGCCGUGGGAUCACACCCGUCACGCAGCUGUUCCAAUCGUCGUCCGCUCCCUCGGUAUCUCACGCCCGCCCGCCGCCUCUUUCCCGCGGGUACAGCCGCCGCGCGGAUUCGAUCAGCGAACACGACGACGCCACCAUCCGGAAGAAGAAGCGUGCUGGCUCUGAGGAAGACACUCUCCCGGUGGAGAAACGAGCGGAGACCCCACCGCUCAAGUCGACACUUCGGCCCCCUAAGCUCGCGCCUUCUGCUUGGCAGCUGUAUUUCACCGAUUGGAUUGCGCGUCACCAGGCAUCCAGCUCGAAGAAGCUGAACGUCGCGCAAGCGGCCAAGGAGGCUGGGCAAGAGUACGCCAAGCUGAGCGAUGCUGAGAAAGAGCCGUACAAGCGCCGAUCUCAGGAGGCGAAGGAUAUCCGCGAGCGCGAGCUUGCUGCAUACAUGAAGACGCUCACGCCCGAGGACAUCAAACGCGAGAACGCGUACCGGACCGCGCAGCGUCGGGCGGGCAAGUCACGUAAGGGCAAUAUCAAGGACCCGAACGCACCGAAGAAGCCGCUGAGCGCGUAUUUCAUGUUCUUGCAGCGGAUUCGGUCGGAUCCCGAAUUGGUUAAGGAGGUUUUUGGUGAUGAAACCGAGACGACAAAGCAGAGCGUCCUGGCCGCAGGAAAGUGGCGCUCAAUGACCGAUGAGGAACGAAAGCCGUUCCUCGCGCAAGCCGAGCAGGAGAAGCUGGAAUACGAAUCCGCCAGAAAGCUUUACGAGGAGGGCACAAUCGGGUACGGAACAAGUAUCAACUUCAGUAUCCUGCCCAGUAGCUCUAUCAAUGCGAUGCCGUUCCCGAGAAGCGCGUUGCGACAGCCGAAGCAGGAACCCCUCAGCUCGGAGAGUGAAAGCGACGGCUUCACUACGGACGAUGGCCCCGAUCUGCCGACGCGUCGCUCAUGA